UGGGCCCCGUCCUGCAACCGCAGUGAAAGAUGAUCCCAACUCGUGCAUCCUUCGCCGCACCACCACCAACUACCAUACCAAAUGGAAAAUCGACAGAUACUCGAAAAAAUUGCUAUUUUAUCCCCCCACCGCACCACGAACCUUCCUCUCCCGUUUUCUUCUCCGCCCGUCGUUGGAACGCACGCGGUAUCGACGCAAGAAGGGAAGGGAUUCAAGGGAAGAGAAGGAAAGAAGGAAGGAAGCGUUCAAAGCUCUUUCUCUGACGGAUUCCCUUGCUUGACUGGAUCCCCCACUUUCCCCCCUCCUUUUACGAUCCUCUUGAUUCCGGCGAGCUUCGUCUUCUCCAUUUCGAUCUCUCUCCAGGCUGCACGAUGACAUAUGCAACGCAGAAUGAAGGUGCCUCUUCUAGCUCGACUUCAAUAAGCAGCCAAAGAAACGAUACUGAUGAUGACGGGAUGAUUGCAUUUGUUCUUUCAGAAGAAUAUGCUGGCUUAGAUGGUGCAGUUGCUAGACGACUUUCAAAUCUGUCCUCUGUCCCUCAUAUCCCCCGGAUAAAUUCAUUCAUUCCAAAAUUGAGUGAUGCCAGUCUAGAUCACCAGCGUCUUCUCCAGAGGCUAAAUGCUUAUGGCUUAUAUGAAGUGAAGGUCUCGGGGGAUGGCAAUUGUCAGUUCCGUGCACUUUCAGAUCAGAUGUACAGAUCACCAGACCAUCACAAACAUGUUCGAAAAGAGAUAGUAAAGCAGCUGAAAGAAUGUCGUUCUCUAUAUGAAGCUUAUGUUCCCAUGAAAUACAAGCACUACUACAAGAAAAUGGCCAAAUCUGGUGAAUGGGGAGACCAUGUUACACUACAAGCAGCAGCUGAUAAGUUUGUGGCAAAGAUAUGUCUUCUAACUUCAUUUAGAGAGACCUGUUUUGUUGAGAUUGUUCCACGAUACCAAGCUCCUCAAAGAGAGCUAUGGCUGAGUUUCUGGUCUGAAGUACACUACAAUUCGAUUUAUGAACUCCAAGGUCAGUUUCUUACCAAGUAUAUGAAAGUGUUUUAUACUUCAAUUAUUUUAGGAUACAGGUUAGACUUGUUUGAGGCUUGAAUUUGGCUUGUUAGAACUUAUUUCCCUUCCUCUGACAUACUUUCCUCCUUUCCUGAUUUACUAGUAGAUGAUUGCUUGUCUUGUUUCACAGAUCUUCAAGUUCGGUAUAAGCCUAGAAAGAAAUACUGGUUAUUUUAGAGGGUUGUGUAAAGCUUUAAAGAGUCAUGGAGAUCAUUUCUCUUGUGCAUAUGUAUGUGCCAAUUUUGAGUUUUUGUUAGUUUACUUCAAUUAUGGUUCUUGAAUUGAAUUGUUCUGUAUGACUUAUUAUAAUAGAUAUUGACUCUGUCAAUCCCAUUCUUUAUAUUCUUUAAAUCGUUUGGUUCA
This is a messenger RNA of Phoenix dactylifera (date palm), 1412 nucleotides long. Its product is annotated as OVARIAN TUMOR DOMAIN-containing deubiquitinating enzyme 12-like. The record is from RefSeq and is a predicted model, not a curated record. Gene Ontology annotation, biological process: protein deubiquitination. Gene Ontology annotation, molecular function: cysteine-type deubiquitinase activity. Lineage: Eukaryota; Viridiplantae; Streptophyta; Magnoliopsida; Arecales; Arecaceae.